Molecule: messenger RNA, 3038 nt
Organism: Chionomys nivalis (European snow vole)
Lineage: Eukaryota; Metazoa; Chordata; Mammalia; Rodentia; Cricetidae
Product: immunoglobulin superfamily member 1
Exons: 13
Coding region: 278-2773 (831 amino acids)
Cellular component (GO): plasma membrane
Source: RefSeq, a predicted model, not a curated record
GCCCAGUUCCGUGUUCAAUAUAGGAAAGACCAUCACCUUUCAGUGCCGAGUAUCUCAUCCAGUACUCGAAUUUUCUCUGGAAUGGGAAGAAAAAGCAACAUUCCAAAAACUUUCAGUAGAUGGAGACUUCAUUAUCACUAACAUUGAAGGGGAAGGCACAGGUACCUACAGUUGCAUCUUUCGUAUUGAGGCACACACCGACAUCUUGUCAGAUCACAGCAAACCUCUGAAGUUGGCGGGGCCAACAGUCACAGGCUUCCUCACCUGGAAUUCAAUUAUGAAUGAAGUGUUCAGGAUGUCCUUAUUUGUCCAGCUUAUCUCCUUGCUGUUGCUAGUGAUAUGGAUACGGUGGAAGUGUCGGAGAUUGAGAUUCAGCAACUCCUCUCAUCUCAUUUCUGGUCUCGCUAGAGAAGCCUGGUUGUUGGGAACAGCUCAAGGGGUCGCCAUGCUCUUCAUACUCAUGGCUAUUCUUUGCUGUGGACUGUGCACUGGGGCACUGGCAGAAGAGAUUGAAGUAAUCAUGCCAACUCCUAAGCCUGAACUGUGGGCAGAGACGAACUUCCCUCUGGCCCCGUGGACGAACUUAACCCUCUGGUGCAGAAGCCCUUCUGGCUCAACUAAGGAGUUUGUGUUACUGAAGGACGGGACCGGGUGGAUUGCAACUCGCCCUGCCUCGGAGCAGGUCCGGGCUGCCUUCCCCCUUGGCGCCCUGACCCACAGUCACACCGGGAGUUACCAUUGCCAUUCAUGGGAGGAGAUGGCUGUGUCGGAGCCUAGUGAAGCACUUGAACUAGUAGGAACAGACAUCCUUCCCAAACCUGUCAUUUCGGCUUCCCUCCCAGUCCGGGGCCAGGAACUGCAGAUCCGGUGCAAAGGAUGGCUGGAGGGUUUAGGUUUUGCUCUGUUUAAAAAGGGAGAGCAGGAACCUGUCCAGCAACUUGGUGCUGUUGGAAGAGAAGCCUUCUUUACAAUUCAAAGAAUGGAGGAUAAAGACCAGGGCAAUUACAGCUGCAGCACUCACACCCAAAUGCAGCCGUUCAAGUGGUCUGAGCCCAGUGAGCCCCUGGAGCUUGUCAUAAAAGAAACAUACCCCAAGCCUUUCUUCAAGACAUGGGCCAGCCCUGUAGUUGCUCCUGGUGCCCGAGUGACUUUCAAUUGUUCCACCUCUCAUGAGCACAUGAGCUUUAUUCUUUACAAGGAUGAUACUGAAAUUGCAUCCAGCGACCCAGCCUGGGGAAAGGCGGGAUCUAGUGCAGCUCACUUUCUGAUCAUUUCAGUGGGCAUUGGUGAUGGAGGAAAUUAUAGCUGCCGUUAUUAUGACUUUUCCAUCUGGUCUGAGCCCAGUGACCCAGUGGAGCUCAUUGUGACAGAAUUCUACCCCAAACCUACUCUCUUGGCACAACCUGGCCCUGUCGUGCUUCCUGGGAAGAAUGUGACACUGCGCUGCCAAGGAAUUUUCCAGGACAUGAGGUUUGCCCUCUUACAGGAGGGGACCCAUGCUCCCAUACAGUUCCAGAGUGCUUCGGGGAACUCAGUUGAUUUCCUCCUCCACACUGUUGGAGCAGAGGACUCUGGGAACUACAGCUGUAUCUACUAUGAGACAACCAUGUCCAACAGGGGCUCGUACUCUAGUACACCCCUUAUGAUCUGGGUGACUGAUACAUUCCCCAGACCGUGGUUGUCUGCUGAGCCUAGUUCUGUGGUUACUAUGGGACAAAAUGUUACUCUCUGGUGCCAAGGACCAGUCCGUGGAGUUGGGUACAUUUUGCACAAAGAAGGAAAAGCCACUUCAAUGCAGCUUUGGGGGUCCACCAGCAAUGAAGGAGCAUUCCCUAUCACCAAUAUAUCUGGUGCAAGCAUAGGUCGUUAUAGCUGCUGUUACCACCCUGACUGGAUUAGCUCUAUCAAGAUACAGCCUAGCAACAUGCUGGAAAUCAUGGUCACAGGUUUACUCCCUAAACCCAGCCUGUUAGUUCAACCUGGCCCCAUGGUAGCCCCUGGAGAAAAUGUGACUCUUCAAUGUCAAGGGGAGCUGCCAGAUUCAACGUUUGUCCUUUUGAAAGAGGGGAACCAACAACCGUUACAGCAGCAGAGGUCAAGUGGGUACAGAGCUGACUUCUGGAUGCCAGUGGUGAGGGAUCAAGAUUCUGGUAUCUACAGCUGUGUUUAUUAUCUGGAUUCUGCUCCCCUUGCGGCUUCAAACCAUAGCAACUCUCUAGAGAUCUGGGUAACCGAUAAGCCCCCUAAGCCCUCCCUGUCAGCCUGGCCCAGCACUGUGUUUAAACUAGGGAAGGACAUCACCCUUCAGUGCCGAGGACCCCUACCAGGAGUUGAAUUUGUGCUGGAGCAUGAUGGAGAAGAAGCACCCCAACAGUUCUCUGAGGAUGGAGACUUUGUCAUCAACAACCUGGAAGGGAAAGGCAUUGGAAACUACAGCUGCAGCUACCGUCUGCAGGACUACCCCAACAUCUGGUCAGAGCCCAGUGAUGCCCUAGAGCUGGUUGGAGCAGCAGGGCCUGUUGCUCAAGAGUGCACUGUGGGUAACAUUGUCCGAAGCACCCUGAUUGUGGUGGUUGUGGUAGCCUUGGGGAUAGUGCUAGCUGUAGAGUGGAAGAAGUGGCCUCGACUUCGAACUAGGGGCUCUGAGACAGAUGGAAGAGACCAGACCGUAGUCCUUGAAGAGUGCAACCAAGAAGGAGAAGCAGUCACCACCACCAAUUCUCCUUCAUCUGUCUCUCCGGGAAUCUCAGUGGAAGUGACAGUCCCAAUAUAAUUACCCUCUCCUUUACAAGAGCUUUCCUCUCCUUUCUUUUACCUGCAGAGACCUGGAAAUCCAACUUGGUUCCCCUGGAAUGCAGCAGCAUUUCCUGAUUCUUGACCUCUAACCAUCUGAGUGGGGUCAAGAGGAUUCUUGGAGUGGCAAGCUCUACUAGGUCAAGCUGUUUCCUCUACCCCAAAAGUCCUCACUGUACUGUGUUACUGGUGCAUGGAAUCCUACUCAAAACAUAUUCUUCUGAAUAAAGAGAGUAUUCACUAUU